UUCGCCCCGCCUUUUCCUCCAGGAAUCAGACACACCCACCGAUCCACCUCCAAGGACAGAGUUGAGAUGGCUGCUGUUGGUGCGAUUUUCAGGUCUGGGUUGCGGGGAGCGAUGGCUUUACCUCAGCAGCAACGGGCCUGGAGCUCGGGCCCCGACCAGCUGGGUGAGCUCGGCAAAGGCGCUGGAAAAGGCGGGGGUGGAGGUGGAUCCAUCCGUGAAGCUGGUGGCGCAUUUGGAAAACGGGAAGCGGCUGAGGAGGAACGCUACUUCAAGGAGAGAGAGAGAGAGCAGUUGAAAAAUCUAAGAAAACAUCAUGAAGAGGAAAUAAGUCACCAUAAGAAAGAAAUAGAGCGUCUGCAGAAAGAAAUUGAACGUCAUAAGUACAAGAUCAAGAAUCUUGAAGAUGAUGAUUAAGUUGCUGCUAUUAUUGACAUGGUAUCUGGUAUCUUGUUUUGAAAAUGGUCCCUGUGAAUACCCAGGAUUUGAUUCUUACCAUAGUGUGAAAUAAACAAUUCACUCGUAUCUUCA
This is a messenger RNA of Pseudonaja textilis, 528 nucleotides long. It is a transcript of the gene ATP5IF1, whose product is annotated as ATP synthase inhibitory factor subunit 1. Gene Ontology annotation, biological process: negative regulation of ATP-dependent activity. Gene Ontology annotation, cellular component: mitochondrion. The record is from RefSeq and is a predicted model, not a curated record. NCBI's taxonomy places the organism in Eukaryota, Metazoa, Chordata, Lepidosauria, Squamata, Elapidae. Gene Ontology annotation, molecular function: ATPase inhibitor activity.